AUGAAGCAGUUUAUUGCAAUUUUCGUCUUAUUAACAAUCAUUUCAGCUUCAAUUUCACAUACACCAUGCGAAUGUGGUGGAGGAUUCGAGGUAUAUACUACGUUAGGAGGAGCUUGUGAUCAAACAUGUUGGUCUUUGGGCGAACCUUGUCCUAUUUGGACACUUGUUCCUGUUAAAGGUUGUAGAUGUUUGGAGGGUUAUGCUAGAAAUAAAUGGGGAAUUUGUGUUGAGAUUAGUGAAUGUAACAAGACAACACCAUGUGAAUGUGGUGGAGGAUUCGAAGAAUAUACGUUAGGAUUAGCUUGUGAUCAAACAUGUUGGUCUUUGGGUGAACCUUGUCCUAUUUGGACACUUCUUCCUGUUAAUGGUUGUAGAUGUUUGGAGGAUACACCAUGCGAAUGUGGUGGAGGAGCUGAAGAGUAUACUACGUUAGGAGGAGCUUGUGAUCUAACGUGUUGGUCGUUAGAUGAACCUUGUCCUAUUAUGACAUUUGUUCCUGUUAAAGGUUGUCGAUGUGUGGAGGGUUAUGCCAGAAAUAAAUGGGGAAUUUGUGUUGAGAUUAGUGAAUGUAAUAAUUAA
This is a messenger RNA of Onthophagus taurus, 579 nucleotides long. The record is from RefSeq and is a predicted model, not a curated record. NCBI's taxonomy places the organism in Eukaryota, Metazoa, Arthropoda, Insecta, Coleoptera, Scarabaeidae.